AUGGCCCUCUCCAAGCUCGCCCUCGCCCUCGCCGUCGCGCCCUCGGCCGCCCUCGUCGCGCCGUCGGCCAAGGUCUCCUCGACGAAGCUCGCCGCGGAGGGCAAGCUCGACGAGAUCCCCGAGGCGGAGAACCGCUUCACGUCCCGCCUCGCCACCCAGGAGGGCUUCUGCCUCGACCUGCCCGGCGCGCUCGCGCCCAUGGGCCAGUGGGACCCGGCCGGCUUCACGUCCCAGGCGUCGGACAACGACAUCCGCCGCUACCGCGAGGCCGAGACCCAGCACGGCCGCGUCGCCAUGCUCGCCGUCCUCGGCUUCCUCGUCGCCGAGUCGUGGCACCCCCUCUUCGCCGACGUGACGGGCCCGGCCAUCGAUCACCUGACCCAGGUCCGCCAGGAGUACCCGGCGUUCUUUGAAAUCGGCGCGCUCGUCAUCGGCGGCCUCGAGGUGAACCGCGCCCUCGUCGGCUGGGCGUUCCCGGACUCGCGCGAGAAGGUGCGCGCGCCGCGUCCUUUGUCAAUUUGACGGCGUCGCGUCGAAAGCGUCGAUGCUUGGAAGCUCACCUGUCUCUCUCAACGCAGGCGGGCGUUCUCAACGAGGACUACUACCCGGGCGACGUCGGCUUCGACCCGCUCGGCCUCAAGCCCACGGACCCGGCCGAGUUCGCCGAGAUGCAGACGAAGGAGCUCCAGAACGGCCGCUUGGCCAUGCUCGCGGCCGCGGGCUUCCUCGCCCAGGAGCUCGUCAACCACAAGCCGAUCCUCGAGACCCUCAAGCUCCUCAUCCUCCUCGACGACUCGGAGAUCUCCAAAAACCUCGGCAUCAACCAGUGCAUAAAUCAAAUGACGCGACGCAUCGCCAUCGACGCGACGCCAGCUCGACGGCGUGGUGGUGUGGGUCUCUCGCGUCUCGUGCACCCGACUCACCGGUUGAUUUGCGCACAGGCAUCAACCUCCCGACGGGCGACAUCCCGACGCUGGAGCUCGAGCUCGAGACCUCGGCGAAGGACACGUUCUUCUAAGCGCGAACACACG
Pelagomonas calceolata is the source of this 1031-nucleotide messenger RNA. The record is from the annotation of a GenBank genome assembly. NCBI's taxonomy places the organism in Eukaryota, Pelagophyceae, Pelagomonadales, Pelagomonadaceae.